Molecule: messenger RNA, 735 nt
Organism: Penicillium robsamsonii
Lineage: Eukaryota; Fungi; Ascomycota; Eurotiomycetes; Eurotiales; Aspergillaceae
Exons: 1
Coding region: 1-735 (244 amino acids)
Source: RefSeq, a predicted model, not a curated record
AUGUCUACCACUAUGGAAGGCACGCCGCAGACUCCGGCCGUAAAAGUCAUUCAAUCUUUACCAGCUCCACCCGCCUACCGAAUUGAGACCUUCACACAAAGCGAACUUCUCAAACAGCCAUUCCUUCCCGAACUCUGGGAAGUCAUCAACACCAGUUACUAUGAUACCGGUGACAGUCCUUUUGAAAAGACGAAACCCCGGAUCAGAAGUGACACACAACUUGCCGACGAACUCCAGGAAACCGGUCUUACGGCGAUUGCGUUCGCUGAAAAUGCGAUCAUCGGCACAGCAAGCUUAAAAAUUUGGACGCCAGAUUCCGAAGGCGCCGUGUGGAAAGCACCAGGCCAUUUUGAACAAUUCAGUGCAGAUGAGAUCUUCUCCGCGAGCUCAACGGUGCUGGAUAGCCUUCAUGAUGAAUCUCAAAAUGUGCCCUGUGAGGGAGAUUUCGAACUUGUAGCUAUCGCGAUCACGCCGGAUCCUCGAUACAGAAGGAAAGGCAUUUCACAAAGCUUGGUCAAGGCGUGCGAAAAGGAACUGAGAGGAAAGAUGUCUGCUGUGGGCUCUGCUAAAUCGGCUCAGUCGUGCAUUAUGGUCAAGUCCAUUCGCGAGGUCCAAGGUUCUUAUUGGCUGAAACGGGGGUUCCGCGUCGUGGGGGAAAGCUAUUGUCCUCCUUUUACUUGGUCAUACAACAAAGGGUUUGUUCUUUGGGCCAUGGAGAGAGAACUAUCUGUUUAA